UUUUUGGUCAAGUGCAUGUUGACGACAAGAGGACAUAAGCCAUGCAGGGCUUGUCGCGACUUCAUUUCGCCAAAUCACUCCAUGUUAAACGCUGGUCAUCAAUUUAAAAGAGUUCUUGCAAUUUUCCGAUUGGCUGAUUUGCCGAUUAAAAAAAGUUUAUGAUCGCAAUUUCAGGAUGAUGUUAUUUCAUUUCAACAUGGUUUGCGCUAUUGUGCUGUGGAUCUUCGUUUUUCAGUCAGUGGUUGUGCUUACCAUUCCGGAUAGAUAUCAGAAUACCAUACCCCAACAGUCCUUCCAAAGUGUACUAUACGCAAUUGAAGAAAGGCUGAGAAACCUGGACCACAUUUACUCCGUUCAGCUGUCUGAGACGUUGCAUGCCAAACUGGAUCAAUAUAACCGAAAAUUAGACUCUCUAGACACCAAAAUCAUUCGACUGGAGGCGAUGGUGAUGAUGAAUCUGGAUCGACUAUCCGAAAACAUCAGCACGAAAAAUCACAAAGACGACAUGGCCCGGACGCAGAUCUACAACAAGCUGGAAACGAUGCACGAUGGACUAAAUGAACGACUGGAUGCAAUGGAUCGGAAGUGUGAUGCAUCAAUGGAAAAAAUUCAGAAAAAAGUAGACUCAACUGAGAAGCGUCUAGAGAGAAUGGAGGAAGACAUGUUGCAAAGAAACAUGGACACCGAAGCCGAGCUAUCCGAAGCGCUGGGUAUUUUGGAAACUUUGAAAAGUUCUUCAACUGAAAUGGAUCUGAGAGUGGCAAACAUAUCAAGCGAUUUAAAAGACACUUUACAACAGGCAUCAAUGAUUGAUAACCUCAAUACGAGCAUGUAUGAUCUGUUUGAGGACUUUAACAGUUCAAUGAGCAGGCAGUUUCUUUUCCUGCAGGAUCGAUCAACUGCGUCCAUCGAUGCUACAGAGGACACAAACACGGCGCUAACUUCUAUGAGGGUGGAAUUGAAAGAAGACUUUAAUGCCUAUGCAAAUAAGGUGGCUGACAUGAAUGCAGAUAUUUGGAAACGGAACGAUUUGGCCGAAGAAGCUCUUAAGGCGAUUGAAGCUAUAGCCAAUAGUACAAAGAGUGAGCUGCAAAAUGGUAUCCGAGCUCUAAUGCUACAAAUUGGCAAAGGAACUGGUAAGGGAAUUAUAUCAGCUAACGAUAAAAACGCGAUGGAAUCCUUAAAACGAGGUGUAAAUCUCAGUUUGGAAAAAAUUAUCACCAACCAAGAACUGUUCCUGGAAAGCUGCCACCGAGUGCAAAUGGAUGAGUCUCAAAUAGAGUCCGAAAUCAGCAUGAUGCUGGGAAAACUAAUUGACAUGUUGGAAUCCAAAAUAAGCAUAGUCCUGAAAGAUGUGAAAAGCAUUGAUAAAACCCUCAAAAGUCACGACAGCAGAAUGCAAAGAAGUCUACAUCAGGCCAACACCAACAUUGUGUCACUGUACGACCGAACAACCAAAGCAUAUGACAAUGUUGACAAAGAAUUGCACAAUAUUAAAUUAAAUCUUGAGUCGCUUUUCGUCUUUGUGGAAAACAGUUUGCCUGGGCCAAAGGAAAUAAACACCAAAGAGGACAUUCUGAAUAAUAUUUCUCUGAACAUUUCCAAAUUAUUGCACUUUUUGAACAAUAACAGUACGGAGUUGAGUACAAAAUGGGACCAGUUGGAAAAUCAGUUUUCCGAAAACAAAGUAACAGUUGAUAAAGUCCUAAGCCAUAUAAAAAAUGUUACCGAUAUGGCAUUGAAUGAAGGCCUAACCCAGGAUAUUCACUUGACGAAAGAUAUUUACAAAGCUGUUGGUGAGAUUAAAUUGAUUCUUGCCAAUUUGCAGAAAACUGGUUUCAAUUGCGAGAAUAGAGAAAAUGGCGUUGUACAGAAAAACUCCAGUAGACCGAAAAACUGCACGGAUUACGGGGAUUUGAUUGAUAUCAGAACUGGGGAAAUUUCCUGCAAUGACCCCGAAAUAAGUCCAGGGGCAAAUGAAGACCUUGAUAAGAAGAUAUUUGAUAUUUUCGGAUCGCCUCCUGCAGCCUUAGUCCCUAAUACCCACAGGGUGGUCUAUCCAAGCUCAACAAUCAACCAAGGGCACUAUAAUCAACGCUGGCCUCAUUUUAGUAACGCCGAAUUUGUCAAUGAACAUGUAGCAAUAGCCAUAAAGCAGGGACAUCAUCAUAGAAGAUUCAAGCCCAAGUUACAAUCUAGAGCAGGCGAUGAUGAGCAGGAUGAGGAAUUUGAUGAUUCUGCUACUGAAGAAACAACCACUGGAUUUACUACAGAAAUUCCUUCAACAACAGAAAGCGUGGUCGGAACCACAGUUGCAGCGGAAAUAACGACCACAGCAUGAAUUUCAGUUAAUGUUGAAGUAUACAGAAUGUUGAACCAAAGAGUUAUGUUAAAUUAUCCGCUUGCCUAAAGACAAUGUAAAUACAUAGCUUGUAUAUUUUGAUAGCAAACGCUCCACUUUCAAUGCAUUUAUUGACAUAAUAAACAAAAGUUUUACAAAAGAAAUUUGAUUGAAAA
Molecule: messenger RNA, 2517 nt
Organism: Dendroctonus ponderosae (mountain pine beetle)
Lineage: Eukaryota; Metazoa; Arthropoda; Insecta; Coleoptera; Curculionidae
Product: protein CROWDED NUCLEI 1
Exons: 8
Coding region: 176-2341 (721 amino acids)
Source: RefSeq, a predicted model, not a curated record